Molecule: messenger RNA, 734 nt
Organism: Mauremys reevesii (Reeves's turtle)
Lineage: Eukaryota; Metazoa; Chordata; Testudines; Geoemydidae
Product: nuclear transport factor 2-like
Exons: 5
Coding region: 271-654 (127 amino acids)
Biological process (GO): protein import into nucleus
Cellular component (GO): nuclear pore central transport channel
Source: RefSeq, a predicted model, not a curated record
UAAGAAGGCAGUUUUCCAAUGCUGAACUUAAAUAAACUUGUGAAUGUGUUUACAAGACCACAACAAAAGAAUGGAAAGCAUUAAGGCCUCAAUCCUGCAAUGAGCUCUGUGCAACCAGAUGCCCAUUGAAGUCAAUGGAGCUGUACACUUGCACAGGGGGGCACCCACAAGCAACUUGCUGCAGAAUUGGGACUUAAGCUGGCAGUUGAAUUGCCUUAAAGAAUCUUUAUGAUGGGAUUCUACUUCAAAUAACUUAGACAAAGAGCAAGAAUGGCAGAGAGACCUAUGUGGGAGCAAGUUGGAACAAGUUUUGUGCAUCUCUAUUACCAGCGUUUUGAUUCCAGUAGAGUAGAGCUAAGUGCUCUCUAUACAGAUGCUUCUUGCUUGUCCUGGGAAGGACAGCAGUUCCAAGGAAAAACAGCCAUCAUGGAAAAGUUGAUGAGCCUUCCAUUCCAAAAAAUCCAACACAGCAUAACAUCUCAAGAUCACCAACCAGCACCUGAUAACUGUAUACUUAGUAUGGUGGUUGGUCAGCUGAAGGUAGAUAAUGACCCAGUGAUGGGGUUCCACCAGCUGUUUGUUCUCAAGAAUAUUAGUGACAAUUGGGUUUGCACCAAUGACAUAUUUAGACUGGCCCUGUACAACUUUGCUUGAAUUUUUUUCUGUUCUCAAAUGUCUGUUUCUAUUGCCACUUUCAAAUCUGACACAAAAAUAAAUUGUUGUUUAACUUGUUC